CAUGUUUCAGAGUUGAACACUGAGCAGCCUGUAGAGAUCAAACAGUUUAAAAUAGAAAACCCUCCACUCUAAACUGCUUUUCUUGGAGCAGAAAUAGCAGCCCUUUUCGAAGCAACAAGAUUGAAGAGCACUGAGUCACAGACUUUUUUUUUUAUCAACUUAUAUCUCCUUUUCAAAAUGUGACAUUUGCAUUUUGUUACUUUUGGUCUAACACACAAAAAAACUGGAUCAUUCCAGAUCUUGCUGAACUUAUAAUUUAUGUAUCCAGGUCGGUACUCUACAGUAUUGAACUCCUACUGGGUUACUUCUGUACAGAAUGGACUGUUGGAUUUAUAGUCGGCUGAAAAGGAUUGAUUCUUCUGGACUGCAGCUCAAGUAAUCUGUUGUUGGUGGAAUUUCAUAGAGGAGUAUAAAGAUUCCUGUGUUAUCAUUCUGAGCGGCUCCUUAAUAACUUUUUGUGCUUUAUUUUGUUCUACUGUGGGUUGAAUCAGAAACAUUUAGAAAAACAUCUCCUUUAUGGCAAUUUGUAAGGAUACCCUGAAGAACUGAGUUCAAGUAAUUGACACAACUCAAAUUGGCUUGCUGCAAAGAUCCUAACUUCUCAUGUAGGUUUAUUAUUUAGCUGGGAUAUACAUUUCAUUUAAGGUUAAUAUCUGAGAAAAGAUUUAAAACUAUAAGAGAUGAAUAGACUGAUGUGGUGUUUGUCACUGGUGUUGAUCUAUUUCAUCCUGGGGCUGAAGUUUUGUGGGGGAUGGGUGCAGUGGGUUUUGACUGUUCUCAGGAGCUUCCUGUUCAGUUCAGUCACUUCAGGAAAUGACAGCAAAGUCAGCAGAGUGGUGGAAUCCUGGGAGAGAGACCCCGCCUCAAGAAUCUACUCAUGUGGAGAAGAGGAUGCUUUGGUCACAGUACAGACAAGCACACACUGUUUUCAGGUGGAUCUCGGAAAGCUAUCAGAAUGCAGCGAGUACUUCAGGGCCCUGUCUCACUCCCGAAUGAAGGAGACUACAGAGAACCUCAUCCACCUGGACCACAUUUCUUCUAGAGCCUUCCGCAAUCUCCUCGAGUUUACCUUCCGGCAGCCCUGGGAGGUCCCUGAAGAAGAGCUCCGGGAGCACAUUCAGGUGGGCAGCUACCUGUUGGCACAUCCCUUCCUAGCCAGAUGCCUGGCCUUACUUAGGAAGGUCUUGACCCCUCAGAAUUGCCAAUCCUACCUGGACUUUGCCAAAUCAAUUUUCUGUGAGGAGAUGCUGAGUACAGUGUACUGCUACCUGAGCACACGCCUGCUAGAAAUGCCUCAACUCUAUGGCAGCCUGGAACCAGCAGAAAGAGAGAGAAUAAUUGAACUGAGAUCAGAGGGCAGCCACCAGCUGUGUGCCUUGAAGAAAGAAAACCUUUGUGCAGGGCGUGACUCUCAAACCGAUGAAGCUCGCUAUCUGUACCGUUUUUUAGGUGCAGAAGACAGCGGUGACUGGUGCCAGGGAUCAAAACUUCCCUUUCUCGCAGAUAAAUGGAGCUUCAGCACUGCUGUGUUGUAUAAUUACUUGUUUGUUAUAGGGGGUUACAGGCACAAGGUGAAGAAGGGAUUUGAGUUCCGGAUGGCCUCCUUUCGAUAUAACCCCUUCACAGACUGCUGGGAUUCUGUGGCACAUUUGAUUAAGCGCAGGCGUCACUUCAGCACUGCAGUUUGUGAGGGGGCUAUCUUCGCAGUCGGAGGAUGGUAUCUAGAUAAUCUUUUGGCUCCUGACUCCAGCACUGCCCUCUACACCGCAGUGGAGCGAUAUGACCCAUGGACCGACACUUGGGCUUUUGUGUCUUCUCUGCCCCUGACCGACUUCUUAUUCACUGUAUCCCUUUCCCAUGAUAUUCCGCUGACAACUGUCCUGCGUGACUGUAUCUAUGUGCUCGGGACCAUCCAAAAAACAGGAGAGAAGCUCAUACUGCAGUACAAUGUGAAACAAGAUUCCUGGUCAGAGCUGCUUCCCACGCUUACUUGUGCUGAUGCAGAUAUUCCCAGUCUCUACUUCUUCUGCUCAGUAGACAGGCUUUAUUUGAUUGGAGGGAAUAACAAUGAGAAUGUGGUGACCUCAUUCUGUGUGGAGAGUCAGAAGUGGGGCAAGGUCAGGGCCACACAGAAAAUGGCGCUUGCUGGGCAGGGCACUAUACUCAAUAACAAAGUGUACAUGCCAGCAGCAGAGCAGAGCACUGUUAUCAGCAUGGAUCUCCACUCCUUAUCCACACAGAUAUUACCUCCUCUCCCCAUCUCCACUUCAUAUGAGGCUCUUUUUCACCUUUAUUUCAAAGAGUUUGAUAACGAAUCAUCCCUUUAAUAGAGAAUAAUCUGACACUGCAUUAUUAGUUUUAUUAAUGACUCAGAUAAUUCAGUAAUAGUGCAUUGUAAUUUCAGUCUUCUCAUUGUAGCUAUUGAUUUUUUUUCUUUCAACGAUUUUAAAUCUGCCUCUCAAAAUGUCCUUGAAAAUUAAUGAUUAAUGGUGUUUUUCUUUUAUAAAUUAUAAUUCAGGGUGUGUACAAAGUACAUUGAGACAGUUCUGAAGAUUGAUAAUGUGUUAUUAGUAUUAGUAAUAAUAAUAAUAAUAAUAAUAAUAAUAAUAAUAAUAAUAAUAAUAAUAAUAAUAGCUUCUGGAGAAAAGUAUUGCAAAGGGUUGUAGUUUUAAGUGAUCUCACUAGCUUUUCCAUUGUAAAAUAACUUAUAAUGGAUAGUUUGACAGUUGUAAAGAUGCUGAAAAAAACAGAUUCAGGUGGUCCCACAGCAUUUAUGUAUCUAAAAUAUACUCUAACAGUUUGUUUAAUUAUAUCACAAGUAUUUACCUAUUUUAUUUUUCUACUAAACCAUAUGUAAAACAUUUUACCAUCUUAUGUUUAAAGUAGAAAGAAAGUUGAAAUAAAAUAUUUUUUGAAAAUAAAA
Messenger RNA from Acipenser ruthenus (sterlet), 2923 nucleotides. Its product is annotated as kelch-like protein 42. The record is from RefSeq and is a predicted model, not a curated record. Gene Ontology annotation, molecular function: protein binding. Lineage: Eukaryota; Metazoa; Chordata; Actinopteri; Acipenseriformes; Acipenseridae. The transcript has 4 exons. The coding region runs from base 681 to 2327 and encodes 548 amino acids.